This is a messenger RNA of Galendromus occidentalis (western predatory mite), 1041 nucleotides long. Its product is annotated as collagen alpha-1(XI) chain-like. The record is from RefSeq and is a predicted model, not a curated record. The transcript has 7 exons. Lineage: Eukaryota; Metazoa; Arthropoda; Arachnida; Mesostigmata; Phytoseiidae. Bases 1 to 1041 code for a protein of 346 amino acids.
AUGCUCGACUCCAAACGCCGGACCUUCGGGCUCCGAGGCUGGCUUCUGCGAGCAUCUCGGCCUCCGUUCUUCCUUUGUACCGUUCUCUCUGUUUUUCUCACUCAAGUCAAACCCCUCGAGGCUCAACUCACAGCGAUACCUGAAGGAACCAUAGACCUCUUAGAUAUUGUGGACCUGUACCAGCCUCGAGCGGGGGUGUCGGUCUGUUCCGGUAUCUGUGAAGCUCGCCCCGCUUUUAUCGAAAAUGGGACCGCUAUGUAUGUGGGGCCCGAUACGGCCUACACAAUAACGAGUGCCCAAUUGAUCGGUCCCGCGCAGAAUUGGCCCCUGAUGCUACUGAACGAUUUUUCCAUUUUGAUGACGCUCAGACCCGAAAAAGGCGCUUCCGGAGUUCUCUUCAGCAUCUUCGAUGAUGGGCUCGACCAGAGGGUUUCGUUCAGUAUUUCGGAUUACUCUGCCAGUUUCGUCGCAAGAGGUCCGAACAAUUCCACUUCUGUUGCUCGUUUCGACAAUUGCGUUCUCAACGACGGCAGCUGGCAUCGGGUCGCUCUCAGCGUAAAAGGGGAUAGCGUCGUUCUGAUUCGGGAUUGUGACGAGCAAUUCACGUCGCCUUUGCUCCGGCCACGAAAAGCAGAGCCCAUCAACGCCUUAAUCACCGUCGCCCGGGGUGCCAACGAGUUGCAGAACUCGUAUAAGGGUGACAUUCAGCAAUUGGUUUUCUCGCCGACGCCCGAGGCGGCGUAUGAGAUGUGCUCCCUCUUCAUGCCGAGUUGCAGACUGCCAAUACCUCCGCUGUAUCCACGCGUCCAGGGUCCGCAAGGUCCCCAAGGAUUCCAGGGUCUUCAAGGUCCCGCGGGGCCUAAGGGAGAGAAAGGAGAUCCUGGGAAAGACGGUAUCCCUGGAACCGAGGGCAUAACCGGUCCUCCCGGUCACAUCUUCGUCAUACCACCGUUCCACCUCUGCAGUAUCAGCGAACAGGUCUUGGACAAGUCAAAGGACCAGAUACGAACAUCAAGGGCCCCGACAACACGGACUACUUGA